Molecule: messenger RNA, 2651 nt
Organism: Synchiropus splendidus (mandarinfish)
Lineage: Eukaryota; Metazoa; Chordata; Actinopteri; Syngnathiformes; Callionymidae
Gene: afg2b
Product: spermatogenesis associated 5-like 1
Exons: 10
Coding region: 253-2511 (752 amino acids)
Molecular function (GO): ATP binding; ATP hydrolysis activity
Source: RefSeq, a predicted model, not a curated record
UUUUGUAAACAAGCAUGCUUCUUCCGGCUGAAGAUAUGUACAUGACAUUUACUGUGGAUUUCUGAUGUUGUUAUUUUAGGUCUUGUUAGAAUCAAUGUUAACAUAUUGAAAACUGUUCUCAGUUGAAUCGCUGUUUGAGGCUGCUAGCAUGUUAGCCGUGCAGCACCAGACCACAGUGAGUGCAGUGUUAGAUUGUUUAUCGUAUCUCUUAUAUCAGUGGUAAUCUAAACGUCCAGGAACAGACGUCCCGAAAUGCCUCUGAGGCUAUUGACAAUUGAUCCUGAAGACCGGGGCUCUCAAAGAUGCAGAAUGGGACCGGGCAUGAUGUCAGCGCUGGGUCUCAGCCUGGGCUCCCCGUUGUCGGUGUCUCUAUCCGGGGGGAGCUGUCUGUGCACCGCCUGGACGAGGCCGGACCUGGCCGAAGGCUUCGUCCAGGUGGACAUGAAGUGUACCUCUCCUGGUCUGAUAACUAAACCCGGUCAGCAAGUGGAUCCCGAUCAGCUCAAACCGAUCCCUAUCUCCAAACUGAAGUGUGUCAAAGUAACCGUGGUUGUCCGGACUGCGGAGUUUAAGAGACGGACUCGUCCUCAGUUCAUUCACGAGCUUGUCAAAGACAUGAUGAAAGGUGUUUACCUGCAAGCGAAUCACGUGAUCAACCUGGAGGAGUACGACACAGAGAUUAGAUUUGUUGUCAUCGACAGCAUCAAUCCAGCUGACUCUGCAUCGGCAGGACUUUUCUCUGCAAAAACCGGUCUGGACAUUGUCGACAUCCGGACUGUCCGACAACACCAGAUCCAGCUGCAGGGUUCACCCUCACCCCCACUUGGUGGUCUGGAAGAGGUGAGUGCCUCGCUGAGAGAGAUGUUGCAGCUGCCUUUGCUGUACCCAAGAACCCUGACUUCCUUAGGGGUGUCCUGCCCCAGAGGGGUGCUGCUGGUGGGACCCCCAGGCGUGGGCAAGACCCUGCUCGUCCGUAAAGUGGUUGCGGAGGUUGGAGCAAGCUUGGUUGUAGUCAGAGGACCAGAGGUGGUCGGGGCCCGACCUGGCGAGAGUGAGGAGAGGUUGCGGGCUAUGUUUGCGCAGGCUGGAGAAGCAGCAGCAGAAGGUCCAUGUGUGCUCUUCUUGGAUGAGCUGGACUCUCUCUGUCCCAGAAGAACUGGAAGUUCAGCUCCGGAGAAUCGCCUGGUGGCACAGCUUCUCACCUUGAUGGAUGGCAUGGACCAGUCCGACCGCUUCCUCAUCAUCGGGGCGACUAACCGACCCGACAGCUUGGAUCCCGCCCUGCGCAGACCCGGCAGAUUUGACAGAGAGGUUGUCAUCGGGGCACCAACCGUGACACAGAGAGCAGCCAUCUUGACUGUCCUGUGUGAGAAGAUGCCAGUGUGUCCUAGCGUGGACAUUGUUGAGUUGGCGCAGAAAACUAACGGCUAUGUUGGAGCUGACCUCAGCGCCCUCUGCAGGGAGGCCGCCAUGACUGCAUUACGAGAAAACUCAAAGGGAUCGGGAGAGCAAACCGUGGAUACGAAGCAUUUCCAGGAGGCCCUGAAGUUGGUGGGCCCUUCGGCGCUUCGCAGCAGUCUGGGCAGAACAGAUCUGUGCCCGGUGACCUGGGAUCAGAUUGGUGGUCUCGAUGAAGUCAAAGUGAAACUAAGACAGAGUAUCGAGUGGCCAAUGAUGUAUCCCGAAGCCUUCACCCGCCUGGGUCUCUCCCGUCCUCGUGGCGUGCUGCUCUAUGGACCCCCAGGAUGUGCGAAGACCACACUGGUCAGAGCAGCAGCCAGCGCCUCCCACUGCACCUUCCUGUCGGUCAGUGGCGCUGACCUCUACUCCCCCUAUGUGGGAGACUCGGAAAAAGCAUUAGCCCAGCUUUUCCGUCAGGCGAGAGCUUGUGCUCCUUGUAUUUUGUUCUUGGACGAGAUCGACUCUGUCAUUGGCUCUCGGUCACGCCGGUCCUCCAACAGCGUUCAAACACGACUGUUGUCUGUACUUCUGAACGAGAUGGAUGGAGUCGGUCUAAAGGCUGUUGAAAGAAGAGGGACGCAGCAGGAGCCCCAGUUGGAGGGUUCAGCGGGUUCAGAGGGGGGUCACUCUCAAGUCACUCAACAGAUGGAAUGUCAGGAAGUUUGCAACAGAGAGGUGAUGGUGGUGGCAGCUACCAACAGGCCUGACUGUCUGGACAGUGCUCUACUGAGGCCGGGCAGACUGGACCACAUCAUCUACGUCCCUCCUCCUGACCAGCAGAGUCGACUCGCCAUCCUGAAGGUGUGCACCAGGUCUAUGCCACUUCAUUCUGAGGUGUGCUUGGAGGAGCUGGCUGCCGGGACUCAUCUCUUUUCUGGAGCAGACCUGGAGAACCUUUGCAAAGAGGCUGCUCUUCUAGCAUUGCAAGAGGAAAACAUGCAGGCGUCCGUGAUCCAGCACUCACACUUCCUGCGCAUCCUCAACCAAACCAGCCCCUCCCUCACUGCUCAGCAAAUACACACAUACUCGUCCUCCAUUCGAGUAGAUUAGAUUGCCUUUAUUGUCUGUACAAUGGGGAUAGUUUGGUUGUUACUGCAACAUAGCAACAUUAAAGACAUCAAAGGCAAACAUUAAUGAUUAAAUGCAUUCACAAACACACUCAAGAUGAUGUGUAUUUCAUGACCUUUAAA